AUGACUUUUUUUCGUGAAUAUCCCAUUUCAAGUUUAACAUUAACUAUAAUCAAUUGUUUUCUUUUGGGAUUAUUUGCAUCGAUUGCUUUACAAUUUCUACCGAAAAUCUCAAUAAAAAAUAUUCAAACAUCAACAAAUCGAUUAGAAUCAUUAUUUCAUUUAUUUCUUAUUUCAAUAUCAUUUUCAGCAUUUAUAACAUUUAGUAAUUUAUCAUUACAAUAUAAUACUAUAGGUACAUAUCAAUUAAUUAAAUUACAAGUUCCACCAACUUUAAUGUUUAUUGAAUGGAUACAAUUAAAAUUAAGAUUAAAUUCUUUAAUAUUAACUAAAGAAAAAUUUUCUCAAGAUUAUUCUUUAUCAAUUUUAUUAACUUUUGGAAUUAUUGUAUUUGGAACUUUAGUUAAUACAUAUUCAGAUCUUUAUUUUCAUCCAUUAAGUGUUACUUAUGCUUGUUUGAGUGUUAUAUGUAAUGCAUUAUAUCAAACUAUGGUACAAAAUGAUAACGCAUCAUCAAUAUAUGAACGUACAUAUUUUCUACAAAAUCAAACAAUAAUAUCAACUUUUAUAUUAGUUCCUUGUUGGUUAUUUAGUGAUUCAUCAUUUCAAUUUAAUUGGUACGUUUUAUUUCGAUGGAAUAUAAUUAUUUUAUUAGUUUUAUGUGGUUUACUUGCAUUUAUUGUUAAUUCAAGUGUUAUAUGGUGUAUAAAAGAUGAUGCUGCUAUUGGAUAUAAUAUGGUUGGACAAUUAAAAACUUUAUUAAUUAUAUUUGUUGGAUCAGUAUUAUUUGGUGAAUCAUUAACAAUAAAACAAAUCAUUAGUAUUUUAUUGACAACAAUAGGUGGUUUGAUUUAUGUCUAUAUUACAUAUAGAACAAAAGAACGUCAAAAAAAAACAUCAACAACAAUUAUUAGUAAAUAA
Molecule: messenger RNA, 918 nt
Organism: Rotaria sordida
Lineage: Eukaryota; Metazoa; Rotifera; Eurotatoria; Philodinida; Philodinidae
Source: the annotation of a GenBank genome assembly